Messenger RNA from Cuscuta europaea, 4790 nucleotides. Lineage: Eukaryota; Viridiplantae; Streptophyta; Magnoliopsida; Solanales; Convolvulaceae. The record is from the annotation of a GenBank genome assembly.
UUUAGUUAUUGGCUUUGUGGGGGAGAGACCACUAUGCACGUAGGAGUGGAACCUCUCUAUAUUUGAAGUGUUUAAAUAGGUGUUUGCAUCCAUGUAAUGGGAGGACAAAAAAUAUAUGAAAAUCGUCUCUUCUUCUAUUCUUAUUUACUAGUCUUCUUUUUGGCUUAUUCUUAAUUCAAUUGCUCCUGAGCUUAUCGAUUGGUAUCAGAGCCGAUGGAUACACGAAGGAAAACCAAUUCUGAGUUUCGGAAAGAAGUUAACGAAGCACUGGGCCGACACGAAUCUCUGCUGGAUCAACUCACUGCAGCCCUACAAUCAGUGACGGUAGAAUUGCAGGCUGUGAAUCGACGCCUAAAUCAAGAUUCGCCAGCCAUGGAUAUCAACCCCUUUGCAAACGGAGAAACUAGUCGUCUCAACCCACCACCACAUGAUCCAAAAGUGGUGCUUCCAAAAUUUACAGGUGGUGACCCUACCGGGUGGUUAUACCAAGUGGAGUAGUAUUUUGAGUUCUAUGGUGUGACCCCCGAUCGACAGCUUGGCUUAGCCGCCAUGAAUUUAGAAGGAUUGGCACUGCAAUGGUUUCGUUGGAUGACUAAGCGCCGAGGCCCAAUUUCUUGGGCGGAGUUUGUGAGAUCCUUGCGGGUGCGCUUCGGGCCAAUAGAAUACGAAGAUCCAUCUGAGGCCCUUUCUCAUCUCAAACAUACCACAGUUGUUGCUGCUUACGAGGAAUCCUUUGAGCAACUGAGCCAUUAGAUCGACGACCUUCCUGAGCCAUUUGUGAUUGGCUAUUUUGUUGGUGGACUUAAGGAUGAAAUUUGGCUCGACGUAAAGACAAAAAAACCAUGAACUUUAGAGGAUGCCUUUGGCCUGGCACGCCUGAUAGAAAAAAAAUUGCAGCUAACUACCCGGAAUUUCGACCAUUCUGGUGCUGCCAAGUCUAACAUUGCUGCGGGAGUACCCGGUCCACCACCAAAACUGGAGCCAAACAAAAAUUCCACGGCCAUCAAGCGAUUACCAUGGGAUGAAAUGCAACGCUGGCGGCAGCUACGACUUUGUUUUUCGUGCAGCGAGUCAUUCACCCCAGGACACCGUUGUAAACAACCACAAAUCCUUUUGUUACAAGAAGGAGAAGCAGCACUAGAGGAGGAGGAAGUUUUUCAAGAGGACGGCCCACCUGAAAUUUCAUUACAUGCCUUAACGGUUUGGACGGAUCACCAGACUCUGCGGCUUAAGGCUACUAUUGGGAAAAAGGAACUGAUUAUUCUAGUUGACAGCGGCUCCACACACAACUUUCGCUGAAACUCUCCAAUUAGCAUUUUCCCCCAUGCAACCAUUUCACGUGAGGGUUGCUAAUGGGGCUCCCCUCAAAUGCCGGGGUCGUUUUGAUAGGGUGCCGCUACAGAUACAUGAUGUAGCCUUUGAGGUCACGUUCUUUUCCAUACCGUUGGUUGGUGUUGAUGCAGUUUUGGGCGUCCAAUGGUUGGAACAACUUGGUGUUGUGGUUAAUGAUUGGAAGAACAAGACAAUGUCUUUCACCUGGAACCAACAAACACAUACUGUGAGAGGAAUAAGUAGCAACCAAACACAUUUGAUGGCUAUGCACUGUGACGAGCUACUGGAAGAAGACGUUUGCUUCCUUCUGAGCGUUUUAGCCCUAGAGGAUGGUGGACAGAUUGCUACCGAUAUGUGGAAUUUGAUACAAGAGCAUGCUUAUUUAUUCCAAGAACCUGCACAGUUACCCCCCGAACGUAACGUCGAGCACCAGAUUACACUAAAAGCUGAUGUGGGACCUGUUAACGUACGACCAUACCGGUAUGCUCAUUAUCAGAAAAAUGAGAUUGAGGAGCAAGUAAAAGAAAUGCUCAACAAAGGUAUUAUUCGUCCAAGCACAAGUCCCUAUUCGUCCCCAGUUUUACUAGUGAAGAAGAAAGAUGGGUAAUGGCGGUUUUGCACCAAUUAUAGAGCACUCAAUGCCUGCACUAUAAAGGACUGUUUUCUGACACCCACCGGUGACAAUACACUGGACGAAUUACAUGGCGCCAAAUGUUUUACCCGUAUUAACCUCCGUUCUGGCUACCACCAAGUACGCAUGUGUUCCAAGGAUAUAGAAAAAACAGCUUUUCGGACACACAAUGGGCAUUAUGAAUAUUUGGUCAUGCCGUUUGGCUUAUGCAACGCACCAUCCACUUUCCAAGCUCUCUUGAAUGAUGUGUUUAGGCCGUAUUUGCGCAAAUUUAUUCUAGUUUUCUUUGAUGAUAUUUUGAUAUAUAGCCCAACAUGGGAAGCUCAUUUGGAACAUGUUAAAAUAGCUUUUCAGGUGCUCCAACAACAUAAGUUCUAUCUCAAGUUUUCAAAUGUGCUUUUGGGCUUCCUGGGUUACUCUACUUAGGCCAUCUCAUCACAGCGGAAGGAGUAAAGGUUAAUCCUGCAAAAGUCACGCCAAUGCUUGAGUGGCCCACACCGAUGACCAAAACUGAAUUAUGGGGAUUCCUGGGCUUAACCGGCUACUACCGCAAGUUUGUACGCCAUUAUGGACUCAUUGCCAAGCCCUUAACUGACUUGCUGAAGAAGGGCAGGUUUGUGUGGUCUCCAAAUGCCACACUUGCGUUUCAGGGUCUUAAGCAAACCAUGACUUCUACUUCAACAUCGACUAUGCCAUAUUUUCAGCAGACCUUUGUAGUGGAAACAGACGCAUGCUACCAUGAGCAAAGCAUUAGGUGUUAACAAGCUCUCAUGGUCCAUUUAUGCCAAGGAAAUGCUCGCCAUCCUCCAGGCGGUACACCUUUGUCGACCUUAUUUGCUAGGUCGUCGUUUUUACAUCCUUACUGAUCAGAAGAGUUUGAAACACCUCCUUGAGCAACGUAUUGGGACUCCAGAACAACAGUAAUGGGUAGCAAAGCUUCAUGGAUAUGAUUAUGAGAUUCGGUUUCAUACAAGGAGCUCUAACAAAGUAGCUGAUGCUAUAUCUCGUCGACACCAUGAGCACCAACCGAGUUUGCUCUCUAUUACGACGAUCCAUGCUACCAUAUGGGACGACAUCGCAGCAGAAACAUAAAGCCAUCCAGACAUAUUAGCCUUAAAACAUAAGGCUGAACAACAUCCCAGUGGGCCAUACACGAUACGUAAUGGACUGAUCUGUUACAAAGGUCGUGUCAUGUUAUCACCAAAGUCCCAGUUAAUUCCCAAUUUGUUGCUUGAUUUUCACAGCACACCGACUGGCGGUCACUCUGGGGCUCUUCGUACAUAUAAGCGUAUCUCAUGUGGCUUCUACUGGCCAUAUAUGCACAAAUUCGUUGAGCAAUUUGUUGCUGCAUGUGAUGUCUGCCAGAGGGCUAAAAGCUCUUCCCUCCAACCAGCCGGGUUACUUCACCCGCUACCCAUUCCGGAACAAGUUUGGAAAGAUGUUUCAAUGGACUUCAAUAACGGUCUGCCCACAUCGCAAGGAAAGUCCACCAUCUUAGUGGUCGUUGAUCGCUUAAGCAAAUACGGCCAUUUUCUUGCUCUUCGACAUCCAUUUACUGCUAAAAGCGUAGUUGAGAUCUUCUUGGAUGGCGUAGUCAAACAUCAUGGGAUCCCGAAAUCAAUCGUCUCUGAUCGUGACCCGGUAUUUACCAGUCAGUUUUGGACUGCCUUGUUCACUGCUUUGGGAACCACUCGCAAGAUGUCUACUACUAAUCACCCUCAAACCGACGGACAGACUGAAGUCAUCAAUCGCUGCUUGGAACAAUAUUUGCGCUGCUUUGUUCACAACCAUCCACGCAGAUGGACUUCCUUUUUGCCUUGGGCUGAGUUUUGGUACAAUACAACUUUUCAUUGCUCUACCGGGAUGACCCCCUUCUAUGCACUAUAUGGGCGACAUCCCCCACCUAUUUCGCGGUAUUCAGGCAGCUCUUCUCCAGUGGAGGCCGUUGAUCAAUGUUUAGUGGGCAGAGAUCAGAUCCUUUUUCUCAGCUCUGUACGCCGUUGUCUGCGUCCAUUAAUCACGUGAAGCAAAUGGCAGACAAGGGUCGUAGGGAUGUUUUCUUUGAGGUGGGUGACAAGGUCUAUUUAAAGUUACGACCUUAUCAACAACAUUCUGUUUUCCAUAGACCCACUCAAAAGUUGAGUGCUCUUUAUUAUGGGACAUACACAAUCUCAGCCAAGGUGGGAUCAGUUGCUUAUCGCCUUGACUUACCACCACAUUCGAAAUACACCCAGUUUUUCACGCAAACAUAUCGGGGAGAGUUCGUGUUCUUCUACCCUGCCUCCUGCACUCACCGCACCAGGGGAUGUACCGCAACCAGAAUGUGUAUUAGGCAGGCGCACUAUUUCUCGGGGCCAUGUUCCAUGCGAUCAAGUGUUACUCAAAUGGUUCCAUCUACCACCAGAGGAUGCCACCUGGAAAGAUGUUGCUUUUGUGCGUGAACAGGUCUCUGCUUUCGACCUUGGGGACAAGGCCGCUAUUUCAGGAGGGGGUAUUGAUAGGACCAGUGGACGUACAAGGAAAGCCAACCCAGGUUAUUUGGAUCCGGAUACAUUUAUCAACCAAUUGUCUAUUUGGUUGGCCCAUACGGAGUAGAGCCUGCUGGAGUCUUAUUAUUAUUUCUUUUGUUAUAGUUAUUCGCUUACGGUUAUUUACCAUUAUGCAGUUGCAUUUGUUUACAGUUUUAGUUAUUGGCUUUGUGGGGGAGAGAUCACUAUGCAUGUAGGAGUGGGACCUCUCUUUAUUUGAAGUGUUUAAAUAGGUGUUUGCAUCCAUGUAAUGGGAGGACAGAAAAUAUAUGAAAAUCAUCUCUUCUGCUAUUCUUAUU